CGUCGGAGCGCGGCGGCAGCAGGAGGGAGCGGCUCUGGUAGAGCGACAUCCACGGAGAGUGGAGGAAAGAGAGAGAGAGCGCAGCGCGGCGGACGGGUGGAUGACGACAGACAGUCAGAAUGCGUGAAUACAAACUGGUUGUUUUAGGAUCAGGAGGCGUCGGCAAGUCAGCGCUGACUGUCCAGUUUGUUCAGGGAAUCUUCGUUGAAAAAUACGACCCGACGAUAGAGGACUCGUACAGGAAGCAAGUGGAGGUCGAUGGACAACAGUGUAUGCUGGAGAUCCUGGACACAGCAGGAACAGAGCAGUUCACGGCGAUGAGGGACCUGUACAUGAAGAACGGUCAGGGCUUCGCUCUGGUUUACUCCAUCACGGCUCAGUCGACCUUUAAUGACCUUCAGGACCUCAGAGAGCAGAUCCUCAGAGUGAAGGACACCGAGGACGUGCCGAUGAUCCUGGUCGGGAACAAAUGCGACCUGGAGGUGGAGCGAGUCGUGGCCAAAGAGUCCGGCAUCGGCCUCGCGCGCCAGUGGAACUCCUGCGCUUUCCUGGAGACUUCGGCCAAGAGCAAGAUCAACGUCAACGAGAUUUUCUACGACCUCGUGCGACAGAUCAACAGGAAGAGUCCAGUCCCGGGCAAAACUCGCAAAAAGUCCACCUGUCAGCUUCUCUAAUGACAGUUUCCUGCUCACCUGACCGACAACCAUCCAACCAACCAACCAAUCACGGGACAUCUUCCAGCUGGCCACGCCCCUUUAACAUAGCCACAUCAUCAUCAGCCACCACCUCUGACCUCUGUUACCACGACGACCACACCUCCUGCACCCCCACCCCCCCUCACGGAGACUGUUGCCGUGGCCACGUUUAAACCAAACAUCAACAAAACUGCAGCGUUGAUGAUGACGAAGAUGUUACUGCAGGAAUUCGGGGGAAUGGGGGGGAGGGGCGGAGCUGUUCAAACAUCUGCCCAAAUGUAAACUACGGUUCCCAUCAUGCUCUCUGCUUGGCCAUUUUGCGCUGGGGGAGUGGCUUCUUGCUUUUAUUUUGUUUUUAAAUGUUUAUUUUUUCUCUUUUUUUUUUUCACAGAGUCGCUCACUCCUUUGCCGUCGGCCAUGUUGGUUCCGCUGUUACCAUGGUGAUAUUGUAGCUAACAUGGCUGACUGAUGUGUGUGUGUGUGUGGCUCUGGUUGAACCUGUGGAUUCAUACAGUGAUUCUUCUUCUUUAUUAUUAUUAUUAUAGUGGUUAUAAUUAUGAUUAUGUGUGUAAAAAUAUAAAAUUAAGUUCAUGUUUUUGUUUUUUUGGGGGGGUCCGGGGGGUUAGCAUGCAGCAGGCGGGGCACCAGCUCACUGUGUUGUUAGCUUUGUGCUACAUUGAGUUAGCUGACCACUUAUCUUGUGAAAGGGAUCGCUACCCUGCUAAUUCACUGUUAUUGACAUGUUAGCCUAGCAGCUAUUCAAGUGUAUUGCCAUUUGUGGUGUGUUAGCAUACCCCUCAAAAUGGUCAUAGCACCUGUAAGUGUAGCUACCGUUCAAACCUGCUAGCGUUAGCCAUCCGUCUUGCUAGACUUUAAUGUGAAAGAGAAAAACAGUUAGCCGAUUAUGUCAGGGAAUGCUAAUGCUAAUUUUUAUUAUUAUUAUUAUUAUUAUGUUGAGAUAGUUGUUGGCAUUCCUUGCACAAAGAGGUGUAUAUUAGCUAAUAUUCCAGUGAUAGCGUGAGCAGUCGCUAGCAAUGCUAACACACGUCUUUACGGGAGUACUAGAAUUGUUAGCAUGUUCACAUAAAAUAGUGUUGUGAAGCCAUCUUGUCAGGCUUCCAGUAUGAGCCGCGUUGUUGUGGGAUUGGAAUGCUAACGGUGGCGCUCGUGUACUGGUUUGUGGAGAGCUUUAGCUGUGUUUGCUUUUUCUGUAAAUAAUUGUAAAAGUAACGGCUGCUGUUAGCCUGCAUGCUAGCUAGCUUGUGGCGCCAUUGAAAUAUAAAUGCGAUAUUUUGUGUUUGUGCGCGUGGAGGGGAGGAUGCUAAUGCUAACAAUUCUAGACUCCUAAAAUGAACUAAUAAACGGUAACUUCAGGCUAGCUGGUUAGCGGCACAGUGAGCUGACCUCUGACCUGCUGCUCAGGGCGGACGUGUUGCCUUUAAGACAGCAGACUCACACUGGUCCAGUACUUUUUGCUCUGUGUGUGUAUGUGCGCGUGUGUGUGUGUGUGUGUGAGUAACUACAGUGAACCGGGUCCGUUUCUAUGACAACCAUUGGCCCGAGGCGGGGGGCGGGGGGGGGGGUGUAUUGACAUAGCAGGACAGCCAGCAAAUGACGUUUCUGUUAUUAUUGAUUUUAUUAACAACACAUUUAAGAGGAAAACACUGAGUUCUUUUUAACUAAACGCAUUAAACUAAAAUUUUACAGGAAAAAAAUGAAGAGCAUGCUCAGAUCAGUAGGUGUCGUGUUCCAUGCGCUAAUUUUUAUGCACAUUUUCAAUUUGUGCAAAAAAAUCUUGUGUAAAAACACCAAAAAAUAUAACGUAAAUGAUAUUUUUUACACUCGGUUGACCUGGAAAACCUGCGCUUUACUCACUGAGGAAUGUUUUUUCACGACAAACCCAACCCUCUGGUGUUUAAACAAACAGUAUGUGCUAAUUUGACGUGACCUAAGUGUUAUCGGAGACACGCCGGUGGUUUUCAGCGUAAAUAAUCUCAUAAAUAUAUCAGUAUCAUUGGCUAAGUUGAGACAAGAGGGGGCGGGUCUAGAAGGUGAAGCCACGCCCAUGGGGGCAUGGCCAGUGUUUGUUUGAAACGUGAGCGCGUGUACAGAUGCUGUGUGUUCGGGCCAGUGACCUCUGUGAGUACUGCUGCCCAGUGUUGUACGAGCAGAAGCGCCGCAGUAGCACCGCGCGGUCAUGUUCAGUCAUGUAGCAUGUUGUUGUUGUUGUUUCUGUCAGUACUCCGUCUGACCUCCAGGAGGUGCUGUGACAGUUUGCAUGCCCCCGCAGAAGCUCACGCGAGAAGAGUAUCAUGACGGACGGAUAUUCAUUCCAGUGUUUUUUUUUUGAUAGUCGUGUGCAGUAAAAGUAAAGUUCGCAGAAAAAGCCAAUGUUUUGUUGUUGUUUUAAAACGCCGAACGAUUCUCGGUUUUCAUAAAAAAGUAUUUUGGGACGAAGUAUAAAAUUCACCUUUGCGCUUUUUUUGUUUGACUCGCAUUCCAAGUAUUACACAGCCUCAUUAUUGCCCCCCUGUGGCUGCACAGCAGAUGACACCCAAUCAGAAGUCGCGUUUUUUUUACAACAGAAACCUUUUCCCUGAGCUCAAUGUUAAUGGUGAGUUCCAUUUGUCGUCAAAACUCAGAAUUUCCGAGGUUGUAUAGCUACGAAAGUCUAACAAUGGCUAACCCACAAUACGUUUGCGUCCAUGUUUUUUCUUCUCAGCUUCGCAACUUGAACAUGUCAAAUCCAAAGUCGUGACCAGUUCUGACUUCCGACGUAAAUUGAACACAAAAUAUUCCACAAAUUGUGUCUUUUGUGAGAAAAAAAAAUAGCCGACCAAUAAAUCAUACAAUCGUACGUUCUUCCUAGGCCACAAGGGGGCAGCCGUGCGUCUAUUCUGUGCUCUAAAACAAUAUCCAUUGAGUCAAGCGUAGGGUGAAACUUUGUGCUUCAUCGCACGUUUUUUUUCCAAGUAACGUUUUGGCAAAGCAUUAUGGGAACACUUUGAUUUCAAACCCCGCACUCUUUAGCAUUUAUAAGCAGAAUAUUGACUAUAUAAACACUGUGAAGAUAAAAAAAGUAUAUAAGAAUAACUCAUAACGCGGCAUUAGCAGAGCGUUAAUCGUACUUAAUGAUAUACAAAUGUUCUUAUUUUGUACCUUCAUGCUAACCGAAAUGCUAAUUUGCUUGAAACAAACUUAAUGAAUAUAUAAGCCAACUAUUAAUAUGAAUAGAAAAUAUGUUUGAUUACAGCUGUGCUAUAUCUGUCGUUAUCAGUUAUUCAUUAAGUGGUUAAUAUAUGAUCAUGAAAUAUGUAAAUAAUCUUCAUAAAUGCUACAUUGAUGCUGGUAAAAAAAUUAAAUGUUCCCAGUUUUUCCCGACACAUUCCUGAACUGGAGUAUUCCAGGGAUGAGAAUUCCUACCUUUGAUUUUUCUCCCUUUUACUUUUUUAAAGUAUAAAAGUCUCGGCCAAUCAGACGUAAAGAUGGCUGCAGCUGCGGCGACGCCCACUGCUGAGUCAGCAUUUCUGCUUGAUUCCCUUAAAAAGGUCCGACUUCCUGUGGCAGCUGCAGCCUCCUGGAAUGAUUGAUUGAUUGAUCGAUGAAUGGAUUAAUUGAUGAUACUGAUGACAUCACUGACAUGAAUCUGCUUGUGUUUCUGUGUAUCGGCAUGACGACCAGUGAAAUGUAAAAGUUGAGCCGAUGACGUUUUCAGGUUCAGAUCUCAGACGCGCUGUUUGUGAACUGGCAUGAAAAUUUUAUUGAAAAAUAAUAAAAAAUAUUAAUUAUGA
Solea solea (common sole) is the source of this 4486-nucleotide messenger RNA. RefSeq names its product ras-related protein Rap-1b. The record is from RefSeq and is a predicted model, not a curated record. Gene Ontology annotation, molecular function: GTPase activity; GDP binding; GTP binding. Bases 120 to 674 code for a protein of 184 amino acids. Gene Ontology annotation, cellular component: plasma membrane. Gene Ontology annotation, biological process: negative regulation of synaptic vesicle exocytosis; Rap protein signal transduction; cellular response to cAMP. Lineage: Eukaryota; Metazoa; Chordata; Actinopteri; Pleuronectiformes; Soleidae. The transcript has 8 exons.